AUGGCGGUCUCAGCAGACGUCGAUGCAGUGCUGCAAUUCUUGAGGAAAAACGGGCUUUCAGAUGCCGAGUCGGCACUCAAAGAGGAUAUGAUUGAAAAAGGUGAUCUGGGUUGUCUCGAUUACGAGAAAUUCUUGUUUCCGAUGGUGCCUCCGCCUCCUCCGGUUAGAAUUCCGGCGAGUUUCCGGCGAUCAGAGGUUCCAGGGGGCGGUGAAUGCUCGAGAUCGAGCUCGCAGGAAGACGAUGAGUUUGUGAGCAUGGGGUCUUCUACUUCUAAUAUGUGCUCAUCAUCAGAAUUUACAAAUCCGUAUGGAAUUCGAUCGACAUCCCCAAGUGGUUCCAAAGCCUCAUCUGAUAGAUUCUCUCAAUUUGGCACUGCCCGUGAUUACCAUGAUUUUGAUAUGCAAAAUGACCUGUUCUGGCACGAUGAGAAAGAUGAUGGAGACUUCAUGACUCCUUGCUUUGAAGGGCCAGACUUCUUUGCCUGUCCCAGUGAGGAUAAGUACAUCAUGACUUCGGACACAGACAAGCAAAAUGAGAACCUUCCGGGUCUGAAUUUUAAAUCUGGAGCAUUUCAAUCAGACAUAAGCCUCGAUUACUUGGACAAGAAUUGUCUUACUAAUAUUUCUCCCGUGGAUGAUAAAAGUGAGCUUUAUGUAACAGAUCAUUAUAAUUUUGAUAAGAAAAAUAACCUUGAAGGAGGCUUUGAGGAGGAGCCUGAGGGAUGUGCUCCCCCUGCUUCUUCAGUCCACCUUUACAAUUGCUGUGUUGGAGCUGAAGGAUUUUAUGGUGAACAUUCUGCAGAUUGCUGCUACCGGAGCUCAAAACAAACUGAUUUCAAUAAUUGCCAAUUAAAGGUUUUGGGGGACAUUCUUCCCACUGACAUUGGUUCUGCUCCAAAUCGUAGAAUAAGCAAGAGUUCUGAAAAUGACCGGGUUGAAAACUUUAAAGGCUCCUCUGGUUUAGAUGGUAAGGUUGUAGAGAAAGAUUUCAUGCAAAAAGGAAUUGAUGGCUAUGGAGUUGGAGACAGUGAAGUAAAUGAAGAACCUUGUGAGCCUGAGGCUGCUGCUGAUGGAGAUGGUGUUGACACUGAUGAGGUUCUGAUGUACAAUGCUAACGAGGAUGAAUAUGAAGUUUUCGAAUUAAGAAUCAUACACAGAAAGAACAGGACUGGAUUUGAAGAAAACAAGGAUUUCCCCAUUGUGCUAAAGACCGUAAUUGCAAGCAGAUACUAUAUAACAGAAUAUAUUGGUUCGGCAGCUUUCAGUAAGGUUGUACAGGCUCAUGAUCUUCACACAGGAGUCGAUGUUUGCCUUAAGAUCAUAAAAAAUGAUAAAGAGUUUUUCGAUCAGAGUUUGGAUGAGAUUAAACUUCUAAAGUUUGUCAACAAAAAUGACCCUGGAGAUGAACACCACAUUCUGCGAUUGUACGACUACUUCUAUCAUCAGGAGCAUCUCUUCAUUGUUUGUGAACUCCUUCGGGCAAACUUGUAUGAGUUUCAGAAGUUCAGUCAAGAAUCUGGCGGAGAAGCUUACUUCACAAUAAGAAGAUUGCAGGUCAUAACCCGUCAAUGUUUAGAGGCAUUGGAUUACUUGCAUCACUUGGGAAUUAUUCAUUGUGAUCUAAAGCCUGAAAACAUUCUUAUAAAAAGUUACAGAAGAUGUGAAAUAAAGAUCAUUGAUCUUGGAAGCAGUUGUUUUCGCACGGACAACUUGUGCCUUUAUGUGCAAUCUCGUUCCUACAGAGCUCCUGAAGUCAUUCUUGGUCUCCCUUAUGACGAGAAGAUUGACAUGUGGUCUUUGGGCUGUAUCUUGGCUGAGCUAUGCUCUGGGGAAGUGCUCUUUCCAAAUGAUGCGAUUGUAAUGAUCCUUGCACGUAUGAUUGGAAUGCUUGGUCCUAUUGAUCUGGAUAUGUUAGUGAGAGGUCAGGAGACAGACAAGUACUUCACAAACGAGUUAGAUCUUUACCACAUAAAUGAGGAGACAAGCCAACUGGAAUACAUAAUACCUGAGGAGUCCUCCUUGGAGAAUCACUUGCAAGUAACCGAUGUCGGGUUUAUUGACUUUGUUAAAAGCUUGGUUGAGGUCAAUCCCGAGAGACGCCCAACGGCGAGGGAGGCAAUGGAGCAUCCAUGGCUUUCCUACACGUACGAAUCGAGUCCUUUCUAA
Molecule: messenger RNA, 2166 nt
Organism: Prunus armeniaca (apricot)
Lineage: Eukaryota; Viridiplantae; Streptophyta; Magnoliopsida; Rosales; Rosaceae
Source: the annotation of a GenBank genome assembly